This is a messenger RNA of Tauraco erythrolophus (red-crested turaco), 1404 nucleotides long. The record is from RefSeq and is a predicted model, not a curated record. Lineage: Eukaryota; Metazoa; Chordata; Aves; Musophagiformes; Musophagidae.
AGUUUGGGGAUGGCGAUACAAAUCCAAGACAACGCCACUCGCAUCAAAUCCAUAAGGAACCUGGUAAAAAAGCUCCCUAGACCAAACUAUGACACAAUGAAAAUCCUCUUUGAACAUCUAAAGAAGAUAGCAGCCAAGGAAUCCGUGAAUCUUAUGUCAACACAAAGCUUAGGAAUUGUGUUUGGACCAACACUCCUUAGACCUGAAAAGGAGACAGGGAACAUGGCAGUCCACAUGCUGUACCAAAAUCAGAUAGUUGAACUUAUGUUGAGUGAGUACAGCAAGAUCUUCGGCUCUGAGGAAGACUGACAGACAGGGCCUGUUAUUGAAAACGUUCACAUCUGUCUUGAUGUCUAAUAUUUUUACAUUUCUGUAAACAUAUUUCUGAAAUAUUUCUUUUUCUUUCAAGUGACAGAUGCCUCAUUUUGUGAAAACUUAAUGAUGAUUUUGUGUUUAAUUUUCAAACAUUGGAAUAAAAAAUAUUGUCAACAUUUGCCUAUAUGUAUUCUGCAUUAACCCUUUGAGAGUUUCAUUAUGCUAGCACUCCAAGUGUCACUUUUUUUGCAAGCUGAGCAUGCAGCAUAUGGCCAAAGACCAUAGAAAAUGCUGUUUACCAACAUAUGCAAUGGCACAGAAAGACAAAUAGUAAUUGAGGAGAUUUGUGGGAAAUGGAUUAAAAUAUGUAUAUUAAAGGCAACAAAUUAAAACUGUGAUACCAGAUCAUCUGUAGCUAAUCUGAGUAUAAUUUACCUCUCUCUUUGAUAUAUAUCGAAAGUUAAAGACAUGAUGAAUAAUCAAUUUGCCUACCCCAAGAGUUCCAAAAAAGAAUACAUUUAAUACUUUUAAACAAUUUAAAAACAAACAAACACCAUUAGAAUGUCACUACUUGCAUAACAGUGCCUAAAAAAAAUUAAAAACAAAAUUGGAACUUUGGCAUUUUUACUUAAAUACAGUACAUGAAAUGAAGACAUUGCAUGACUGCUCAUUUUAAUGUAACAUCCAUUUUGAUUCUUCAUCACACUGUACAUCUGCCCGCUUUCCCCAGCUAUCUCAUGUUCUGUAGCAUUUGUAUUGUGCUCCUGAGGAUGCUUUAUUGGUGAACUACAUUAAAUUCAUCUAGAAAGAACUUUAAAAAAAAAGCCUUUUCAUAUGCCCUUAGGAUUACUUGGCUAGACUUGAAUCAAUUUAUGCAUUUGAUGGUUAGUUUCAGUUGUCAUGGAUAAACAAAAGGGUAACUGUCUAGAAUAUAUCAAAUAUUGUUUCAUUUUGAAAUGUAUGUUUCCAGCUAUACACAUCUCCUACCCUGUUUUGUAAAAGUAUUCUGCUGAUAAAAUGUAGACUUAUGUUUGACAGCUUUUUAAUCAAGUUCAAAGAGAAUAAAUAAAACUAAUCCAGUGUGGUAAA